Nylanderia fulva is the source of this 1972-nucleotide messenger RNA. The record is from RefSeq and is a predicted model, not a curated record. Lineage: Eukaryota; Metazoa; Arthropoda; Insecta; Hymenoptera; Formicidae.
UUUACGCGACAUCGAAGGUGCCGAGUUUACAAGCAUGUUUUUAAUUUAUUAAAUGUUGAUUUUAUUUUGUUGCACGAAGAAAUAAAAAUGGGAAAGAAAGAUAAAAACAAAAAUAAAAAUAAAAUAAGCGGCAGUGUGAAAACCGCUCUGAAAACGGAAAAGAAGCUUAAUGCUAAACAGAAGAAGGAAUUGUCGGCGCUUGGUGAGGAUGACAUAGAAAAAGUCGUCGCUGAGAUUGAGAAAGAGGAAGCCCAAAGACAUUGUGUCAAAGAAGUGAUAAUAAAUCCACCAUCCAGACGAGUCAACUUCACUUUAACAGCACAUCCCUAUAAGGAUGAACUUAUUAUGUUGGGUGGUGAAUUUCAUGAUGGUCGACAGACUAUUGUGUAUGGCGAUAUGUUCUUCUACAAUAUAAAUAAGCAAGAAUGGACAUUGAUAAAAGCACCUGGAGCACCACCACCGCGAUGCGGCCAUCAGGCAGUAGUCACUGCAAAUCGCAAUGGCGAAUUAUGGGUUUUUGGCGGUGAAUUUAUCAGUCCAAGCGAAUUGCAAUUCUAUCAUUAUCGUGAUUUGUGGGUAUUUCGAUUCGCCGAAAGGAAAUGGGAAAAGAUUACAGCUGCAAAUGGUCCAUCAGCCAGAAGUGGACACAGGAUGAUAUACACAAAGAAACAGCUGAUAGUGUUUGGUGGAUUUCAUGAUAAUCUGCGACAUGAUUACAAAUAUUUCAAUGAUAUACACAUUUUUGAUCUGGAGACUUACCUAUGGCGGAAAAUCGAACCUACUGGUAUCGCACCUGCUCCUCGAUCCGGCUGUAUAUUUCUGCCUACUAGUGAUAACAAACUCGUUGUAUACGGAGGCUACAGCAAGGAGAAGAUGAAGAAAGACAUCGAUCGCGGUUGCAUUCACGCCGACAUGUUUCUCCUGACACAGAAAUCGGACAAAGACGUAAUCAAGUACAAGUGGGUUUCCGCGAAGCAAGCUGGAGUCCGAGUGACCCCAAGAUGCGGCGUUUCCGCUGCGUUAGUCCAAUCCGCGAAUGCGGCCUUUGUCUUCGGCGGCGUUCACGACAACGAUAAUGAUGAUGACGACGAGGAGGGUUUGCAUGGAAUCUUUUACAACGACCUACUCGCAUUGGAUCUUGAAAAAUUGCACUGGCGCCCGGUAACGUUAUCUGAAAAGAAGUCAACAGUUGAUGAUAGCAAAGGACGUAGAAGAAGAAAAAAGGAAGAAACUGAUAAAGAAUUGGGACAGAGUAAUAUUUCUGACGAAGAAGAAGCACAGGAAGAAUCUUCGAAUCUUGAACAAUCUACAGUUACUGUGGACGAUGAUGGAAUAUUUACAAUGACAGUAGGCCCAACAGCGCCAAUUACUUCAUUAUCUCUUCAUCAAUCCUGUUCGACAGUGGAAAAUGACAGUGGAAGAAUGAAGAACUUUCCGCCUCCGCGGAUGAAUGCUGGAAUGGUGAUAAAACACAAUGUUUUGUAUUUAUAUGGCGGCUUGGUGGAAGAUGGUGAUCGACAAUACACUCUUUGUGAUUUUUAUAGCCUGGAUUGUCGAAAAUUGGACGAGUGGAAGACUUUAAGAUCAGAUGAUUUAUCGUUGCAAACAUGGUUUGAGUCUUCUUCGGAAGAAGAUGAAGACGAAGAAGAAAAUAGUGAAGAAAACCAGGGCCAAAGUGAUGAGAGUGAACUGGUGGAAUAAAAAAUAAACUAAGAGAGAAAAAAACAACUUGUGUAUGUAGUUUUUUUAUAUAUUUACAUUUAAAUCAGAACUAAAGUCCAAUUACAAUUAUCGAUUUUUGUAAUUAACGCGUUCACUUUACUAUUCGUUUUAAGAACGAUUUGACUUAAUUAAAACUUAAUUAAAACGUUAUAUUCAUCUCAGAAUCUAGGAUCUAUUCAUAAGUGCAUUGGAAUCAUAUUUUUAAAUCAAAUAUCUGUAAACCUCUGCAGAAUUUUUCUUACAUAAUUUC